UGCCGCCACCGGUCACCCUUCCUGGUCUUACUGGUGGCCACGGAGCCGGCGGACGUGGCCGGUCGCUACGCCAUCCGGCAAACGUGGGGCAACGAGAGCUCGGUGCCGGGAUUCACCAUCCUGCGUCUCUUCCUCCUGGGUGUCCACCCGCGCUUCGAGGCGGAAUUACGGCCGGUGUUGGAAGAGGAAAGUCAACUUUUCGGCGACAUCCUCCAGCAAGAUUUUUUGGACACGUACAACAACCUGACGUUGAAGACGCUGAUGGGGAUGGAGUGGGAGACCAAACAUUGUCCCACGUACGUCGUCAAAGCCGACCGCGACGUCUUCCUCAAUUUAGAUUAUCUCGCCCGGCGUUUUUUGGUUCCGCCGAAACGCGAUUUCAUGACGGGUUACGUCUACCGUAACACGGGGCCCUUGCGCCACAAGAGCUACAAGUG
This is a messenger RNA of Pterocles gutturalis (yellow-throated sandgrouse), 437 nucleotides long. Its product is annotated as beta-1,3-galactosyltransferase 2-like. The annotation marks the transcript as partial. Lineage: Eukaryota; Metazoa; Chordata; Aves; Pterocliformes; Pteroclidae. Gene Ontology annotation, molecular function: N-acetyl-beta-D-glucosaminide beta-(1,3)-galactosyltransferase activity. Gene Ontology annotation, cellular component: membrane. The record is from RefSeq and is a predicted model, not a curated record. The transcript has a single exon.